AGUCGGACCCCAGGUUUUAUAUGAGUAACGUUGCUGGUCUCUGUACACAGAGGCCCGUGUACUCGUGAACCCUCGGCCACAUUAUACCCUUGUUCAGCCCGACUUGUCUUUGGAACCCCAAAAGACCAAGCCUCGUCUAAGUGCUCCCACGGAACGAUCAUUUUGAAUGCGACCAUGAUGGACUCUCACACUCAUUUCGCCCGAACGGACGAUGGUGCGCACGGGUCAUACAUGUCACCCCGAGGGGGUCGAGCGUUAGCCGUCAGUGUUGUGUUUACCAGUCUAGCAACAUGUUGUGUUGCUGCUCGUAUUUACACGCGCACCAAGUUGAUGCACCGCAUGGAGCCAAACGACUGGAUGAUAUUGCUGUCCUUGACGUUGUCCUAUGUCUUUAUGGGUCUAUUCGUCGUGGAGGCCCUGAAUGGGAUGGGAAUGCAUGAGGCACACAUCCCACCAUCAGUCCUGUUAAAACAGAUGAAGGCAUUCUGGCUUACCAUUCCAUUCUACAAUGCUGCUUUGCUGCUUGCCAAAGCGUCAAUUUUAAUGCAGUAUUUCCGCGUGUUUCCAACCCGGCGCAUGCGGCGCAUUUCCUGGAUUAUGAUCGGCGUGCUCGCUACCUACGGAUCGUGGGCGGUCCUCAGUGCUUUCCUCAAUUGCAUUCCCGUCGCCAAAUUCUGGAACCCGACUAUUCCGGGAUACUGUCUGAGCAUGGAGGGACUGUGGUUCUCGAACGCGUCCAUGCACAUCGCUACUGAUAUCGUGAUAUUGUUGAUACCAAUCCCGGCCUUGUCGGGGCUUGAAUUGCCGCAGAGGCAGAGAAUGGCCUUGAUUUCGAUUUUCGCUCUGGGUGGAUUUGUCUGCGUAACUAGUGUUUGCCGGUUGGUUUCCCUGAAGAAGAUUUCCGACUCUACCGACCCUACUUACGACAAUGUCGGUGCUGCAUCCUGGUCUGCAAUUGAAUGCAACACGGGGAUAAUCUGUGCUUGCCUGCCUACCCUCCGGCCUCUCAUUUCGCGACUUCUUCCACACUUCCUCUCGACUCUAAGCGGUGGAGGCCAUGCGUACGGCUACGCACAUGCGCCCUCAUCGCAAAGCCAACCGCCAACGUUCUGGAAUGGCACCGGCACGGUGACGACUACGAUUACCACACACAUGGACGAUCUGGAGUACGCUCAUUGCACGGGAGACUCGGACAGAUACCUUACACUUGUUCCGGGACAUGAACUUGGGGGGAAAGGAAAGCUUAUGGUGCGAGAGACCAAUAAUUCGGCCGGUUUCCGCGAUUCAGUGACGGGGAAGGAUGUGCGAUCAGACAUCGCAUCACCGUCAUCAUCAUGAACAGCGUACCAUGGGCAGUCGACCAGGCCAAUAGGAGUCGCAGUAUGUUGAUGUCAUUCUUACUGAUAAUAUAUUAUAGGAGCUAUUGUUACCAUUUCGUUCUUUAAGCGUGUGUUUCCUUUCUGUCUAUACCUCUGCCGAUGUAUCUACUGGCUGUUGUCUUGUUC
This is a messenger RNA of Aspergillus vadensis CBS 113365, 1505 nucleotides long. RefSeq lists its product as uncharacterized. The record is from RefSeq and is a predicted model, not a curated record. NCBI's taxonomy places the organism in Eukaryota, Fungi, Ascomycota, Eurotiomycetes, Eurotiales, Aspergillaceae. The transcript is spliced from 5 exons. The coding region runs from base 175 to 1338 and encodes 387 amino acids.